AUGGCUCCAGGAGUGAAGGAAAGGGAGGAAGGGCCAGCCAAGAGUGCCCUCCGGAAGGUACACACAGCCACCCUGGUCAUCAGCUUGGCCCGAGGUUGGCAGCAGUGGGCAAAUGAGAACACCACCAAGCAGGCUCGGGAGCCUACAGGCUGGCUGCCUGGAGGGACCCAGGACCCACCCCAACUUCCUAAACUGGUGAUACAUCCCACUCCCCUCCAGAAAGAUCAGAGUAUCCUAAAGUCUCCACCCCAAGAGCCCGAAGGAAAUGGAGAUGGACAAAGCCCAGACAGAGUCUCUGAGGUCUCCCACAUCAAAAGGAAAGAGGUGACCAAAACAGUCGUCAGCAAAGCUUAUGAACGAGGAGGGGAUGUGAGCCACCUCAGCCACAGGUACGAGGACGGGAACUUGCCUGAAUCUGCGCGGCCAGAAGAUGACAUUGACAGACUCCUCCAUGGCCAUGGCUCUCCGACUCGGAGGAGGAAGUGUGGCAGCCUGGUGUCUGAGCUGACCAGAGGCUGGAAAGAGAUGGAACAGGAAGAACCCAAGUGGAGAAGCGACAGCAUAGACACCGAGGACAGCGGCUAUGGAGGGGAGACAGAGGAGCGGCCUGAGCAGGAAGAACAGGUGACUGCAGUCAGAAUCAAGCGCCCCCUGCCCUCCCAGGCAAACAGAUUUACAGAGAAACUCAACUGCAAUGCCCACCGUAAAUACAGCCAAGUGGGCAACUUGAAAGGGAAAUGGCAACACUGGGCUGAUGAACACAUACAGUCUCAGAAGCUCAAUCCUUUCAGUGAAGAGUUUGAUUACCAGUUGGCCAUGUCCACGCGCCUACACAAAGGGGACGAGGGCUACGGCCAUCCCAAGGAGGGGAGCAAAACCGCCGAGAGGGCCAAGCGCGCGGAGGAGCACAUUUACAGAGAAAUUAUGGACAUGUGCUUCAUCAUCCGCACGAUGGCUCCCCACAGAAGGGACGGGAAGGUCCAGGUCACCUUUGGAGAUCUCUUUGACAGAUAUGUUCGCAUUUCAGAUAAAGUAGUGGGCAUUCUCAUGAGGGCUAGGAAACACGGACUGGUGGAUUUCGAAGGUGAAAUGUUAUGGCAAGGCCGAGAUGACCAUGUUGUGAUUACUCUACUAGAGUGA
This is a messenger RNA of Orycteropus afer afer, 1140 nucleotides long. RefSeq names its product actin binding Rho activating protein (gene ABRA). The record is from RefSeq and is a predicted model, not a curated record. NCBI's taxonomy places the organism in Eukaryota, Metazoa, Chordata, Mammalia, Tubulidentata, Orycteropodidae. Gene Ontology annotation, biological process: positive regulation of transcription by RNA polymerase II; positive regulation of Rho protein signal transduction. Gene Ontology annotation, molecular function: actin binding. Gene Ontology annotation, cellular component: sarcomere. The coding region runs from base 1 to 1140 and encodes 379 amino acids. The transcript is spliced from 2 exons.